GGCGAAUCUUUGAUUCUGCUGGCCAUCUGUGCGACGCGCUCGCUCGCGGCAACCCACGCUUGUGACCGUGUCUGCCCAGCUGCACGCCGGUUUGCGAUUGGUGUCUUGCGCCUGCGCCAGAAACCAUCUGCGAUGACUGGGAAGAUGAUCCCCGAUGUGCUUCCGCCCAGCGCCCUCCAUAUAGCCCACGCAGUCGCUGCCGGCACCAUGGUGCGCCUUUGCGAUCGCAGUCCCUGGUGCCCAUCAGCCCUUCAUUCCAGCGUCUCGACGACCUCCGGCUCCACCAGACACGAGUACAUGGCGUGUACGUGAUGCCCAUGCUGGACACACUCAACUCCGGUUUUGACUACUUCACCAUCCUCCCAAGUCGAUUGGCAAACGAGACACCACUACUUUGCUCGCCGUUGGCCAUACCAGACGGCCUCACAACUCCCUCGGCAGAACAUCCCCUACUGGCUUUUAGGCCCCCGACCCAUCCACCACUACUCUCGCCCAACAUGGCCUCCAACUUGAUGUCUGUCCAAACCACGGCCGCGCACGCACAAUCACCUACUCGGCCACGUCCUGUUCCCAUGCAGCAGAACGUUCUCUGGACCAGCAGCAAUGACUCCAGCAGCUCCAGCGACAGCAGCUCCAGCGACAGCAGCUCAGACAGCACCUCACAGAUUCCCGUGACAGCCCGCUGCUCAAGAUGCCAGCGCACACCGAGCGUGGACAUUCACACAGGCAAGAGCAACAUGAUCUCCUACGGACUCAAUCUCUGGUACUGCAAUCGAUGCGCUGCUCUGGUCGGCUUCAAGCGCUGAGCAAAGAAACGAAACGCCAGACGAUCAACAAAGACUUCUGGUGAUUGAUCACUACCUCCCACAACGCCAUAUAAGAUGGACAGAACUAGUUCCACCAGCAUCAACACCAACGGACUGUGUUUACAAGAAGCCUCCGAUCCACAAACAAAUUACACUCGGAAUAGGCACGAGAGUAUCAGUGCCGCCAAGACGAACAUGUAAUCCAUGUCGACUGAGCUCAAACCAAGAUGAUGCAAUGAAGUGGAGACCAUAGCCUUGCGGAGCCGAGAUUUGCCUGACGGUGUGCAACCCACGGUGGUACAAAAUUCGAAUGCGACCCUCCAGGCGCGUAGGCGACGCUUUUCUGACGACAGAUAUGAUAAGACGGGAAACAGAGACGACGAAGAUGUGUACAUUAUUAUGAUGUGACGAGCAAAACGAGACAUGGUUUCAUGUGUGUAUAUUACGUUUUCACAACAAUCACAUACUGCGAGGCUCUCCUUACUGCCAGUGCUCACUGAGCUGAGGCAAUUUGGCCCUUCAACGUGAAUGUUGUUGCUUUCUUGCAUUGUUUAUGCCCCCGAGGAUGAUUGGGAAGUGGGGUAAACAUUGAACCUCCGAUUUAUCUUUCCAUCAAUGCCAAAAAUUGGCUUAAUGCUUUCCAGCUCAGUGAUGUACCUCGGAUGAAGUCGAUGACAGUUCACAUCACACAGAUCUCCU
Cercospora beticola is the source of this 1505-nucleotide messenger RNA. The record is from RefSeq and is a predicted model, not a curated record. Lineage: Eukaryota; Fungi; Ascomycota; Dothideomycetes; Mycosphaerellales; Mycosphaerellaceae.